Carassius gibelio (silver crucian carp) is the source of this 4495-nucleotide messenger RNA. RefSeq lists its product as uncharacterized. The record is from RefSeq and is a predicted model, not a curated record. Lineage: Eukaryota; Metazoa; Chordata; Actinopteri; Cypriniformes; Cyprinidae. The transcript is spliced from 8 exons. Bases 3482 to 4345 code for a protein of 287 amino acids.
AACCAAGGAGGACCCACUAGAAUGUGAUUGGAGCAAUUUUGUGACCGGUGCUGGCUUUGUUACCCAGACCUGGCAACCCUGGCCCAUCCUCACAAGGUCAAAAUGUAAGGAUUUACUGUUUUUGUGGAGAAAUUCGGUAACACACCUGAAAUCUAGUGCCACAGGUGUAAAGUACAAAAGAGAAGAGGACUCUAGACUCAUCAUUUUCUUGAAGUCUGCAGUUUCUGUCCAAUAGUGUGCUUCUGGCAGGGUCUGCUGUAGGUACGCUUUAGUGAUGUCACUCACUACAGUUAUCACAUCCUCAGUAGAGCACACUGCAAAGAAGAAACUUUAGCUGCAACUAAAAUGAAUAUUGUAUCUUUUACCACUCCAUCCCUAGACCCAUAUUAGAUCAAACAAACUCAAACAAAAAUAAAUGCACUUUCUGACACCAAUGCCAUAGAUUUGGGUGAAGCCAGUAAAAACUGUUACAUUACCCAAGAGCUCAGUGGUUCGGAAGAGGCAGCGUUUGGCCGAGGACUGCUCAAUCUUCAACGUUUUCACAUGUCUGGUUUGAAGUUGAACAAUACCAUAGAACAGCUGCAGAGUAAUAUCUUAUUAACAGAGAGAGGCAUUGUAAGUCAGCCACACAGUCAACAACUCAAAAGGGUAACUGAGAAACUUAAAGUGGACACUGCAACUGGGAUCAAGUCUAACCUCAUAGACAUAUCCAAUGGUAAAGAGAGGAACAUGCAACACUAAGGUGGUGUUUUAAUUGUUCAUGAUGUAGCCAUGCUCAGAUGCCAGCUGUGAGGUCAGUGUAGGGCCUGAUGGUAAUGUCCCACAAGUAAUCGUUCUUCUUAUGGUCCUUCAUAAAUCCUAUGCCUAGUCUGUACACACACUGUCUAAACGCGGAGGGGCUGUGGAGAAAGAAAAAAGUGUUGUUAAUGUGUUUAAGUUGUUAAUGUGUUAAGACGUCUCCGAUGGCCAAUACCUUAAGUGUAAACCUUAACUUUUAAAACGCUAGAGUUAUUGGUUCUUACAGACAUUCUGGAUAUCACGGACAUCAAGGACGAAAUCAGUCACAGAGGAAAAAUAGUUAAUAGGCCUCCAUUUGAGGCAUGAUGUUCAAAGUCCAUUUAAUUCCCAGAGAGUACUCAAAUGUGAUGUACUCGAUGUAGUAAACCAUAUACUAGCAGUACUGUGCCUCCUGGAUCUUGGAGUGAGACCUAGCCUCAUUCCAUGGAUUUGUUAUUUUUAUGUCUAAUUGUCAUCAAAGAGUGCAUUAUCAGGGAUAUCUAUCUGAUUGGGAAUAUCCCUCAUGUGGAGUUGCUCAGGGAACCAUACUGGGACCCAUAAUCUUUCUAGCACUGAUUAACAGUGCCUUCCAGAAUCAAACAGACCACUGGAAAUGUUGACAACAUGGCUCAGAGGUGGACUCCUAAUCUGCCCUGUACUCUCCAACAGAUGUUGAAUGAUCUUGGCAUCUGGGUAGAAAAACUAAACUUAAAAAAAAAAAAGGUUUUACAUUUUACCCACAUGAAACCGAUACCAGCUUGGCCAUCACUUUCUGUAGAUCAGAAUACUUUUGAAAUCUGUGACUUAAAUUUUAGGGGUACCACCCAGAGUGAUUUGAAAUGGGAUGGUCAAGUGGAUCAUAUGCUGACCUCAGCCAACAGAAAGCUGUUUGCUCUACACGGGCUAAAGGCACUUGAUGUUUGAGGUCAAGAAUUGGUUAUCAUCUACACAGGGUAUGCGCGCGCCCUGUGUUAACAUAUGCAGUACCUAUUUGGCGCAAUUUUGACUACCGAUCAAGUUAAACAGCUUGAAAGGGUGCAGAAACAGGUCUAUAAAAUUAUACUGGGCCAAAUGUAUAAUUUUAAGGAUAUUCCAAUGCCCUCUCCCUUCUGAACACUAGCAGAUAGGUCAGUCCAACUGAGUCUUGAUUUUUGCUAGUCAGACGGGUAUGAGAGGUCAGUUUUGAAAUUUAAACCAUUUGAUAACCACUUAAAUGAACAGAUGUAACACUCAUAAAAAUGAAUAAUUUCACAUUUGAACAUUCCAUAUAGAAGUAGCGUUCAGGAAUGAUGGACCCCUUGUGAGAAAAAGGAACAAACUCUCACAAACUAAAAUGAGAAACAGUGAUCUCAUAUCACACUUUAUUAUAUUUUGAGAAGUGACUAAAAGUGAAACAGCGUUUGGUUUUACAGCAGAACAAUUAAUAAGAUCACUGACUCAUUAAAACAGAAAGUACAUAAUGUCUUCUAUUUAUUGUAGCUCCACAAGUUGACAAUACACAUUCCACUGAAUAUAUUCUGGCAGCAUUGAGAACUUGCUAUUGUGUUCACUUCCUGUUGUGGGCAACAGGGUGGCCUGACAUCAUUUUGCUUGAUAUAUGCAGUGAGUCAUUUGUCUGUCUACAGCUGAAUUGUAGUCAACACAGAAUUCUCCGGCUACAGAUUAAGUCCUUACUUGUUUACCUGAAUUUAAUGAGUGAUUGAUUCAUUUGCUGAAAUUAAAUAUGAAGAAAUUAUUGACCUUUUAUGAUAAACGGUUGAAACUAUUAAAGUACUUGAAACAUACAAAAGUACUGAUGUACAAGUCACCAAUUUAUUGGCACAGGCAGUAUUAGUAGUGGAAGACUGAUGAUUAUAUGUCAUGAGAGAAUUUUGAUGUCUGGUUUGAUGGUUUUAUAGUGGUUUCGGGCACUUGUUAGCUGACCAGAUUGGGAGACCACCAGGCCAACCAUCUAAACCUCAGCCUAACCCACCUACGAAAGCCAAACCACAGUGUCAUAAGCUUUAAUACUGCAUCAUUUCUUCAUUUAAUCAGUUAACUGUGUUAUUAGGCAAUAAGUGAUGACCUGGCAAUGUGGCUUGAUGCAAAUAAUAACCUUGCUAGGCUACUUUUGCUAAAUUACAGUGCCUGACCACAGCACUAUUAUAUUAAGUUACAUAAACAUUGGAAAUUUCUUAACUGAAUACAAAAUGGCAGUGUAUCAUUGGCUAUGAAACCAAAUGGCAAAUAGUUCCAGAUUUUGCCUGUUGGUCUUAAUUAACUUUUAAUCAUGAAACUUUUAAAAGUCACUGACUAUUCGUUUUAGGAUUAAUUAGAUUUGAUCCGUCAAAUGUAUCCUAUGAUGGUGUGUUAAAAUGUUACUCUGCAAAAAAUACAUUAAAGUAUUAUAAAUGGGUGAUUUUACGUUUUUCUGUAAGAACACAACACGCAGAUGAUCCCUUGCGCGACAGAAGCAUCUGGAGAAUGAACAGCGCAAUAAAAACGAAAUAAAGACAUGAAUUCCGAAACACCUAAAACCGUGGAGGAAAAAAAUUAGGAUAAGAGACUAUUACUCGCAUUAUUAAUUUCUCCCCAAAAAUGCAUUGCAGGGGAAAGAAGUGAAUGUGGAAAUAGGCGAGACAGUGUCCUGGCAUUCAUUUGCUCAAUGUAAAUGCAUCUGGUUACAACAGAUUUAUUUGAUUGUCCAUCACUGUACAUGUAAAACAUGAGUUCUGGUGGACAAGAACAAAGGGCAAGACUUCAGCACUUCCUGUCGGAGCUUUCAAUACUGGGUUCUUUACAGGGCUUCCAUUAUUUCCAGCCCUGGCUAAGAGGCAGAGAGGAACUUCUGCUGACUGUGGUCAAUGAUGACUUGAGAUGCCGUUCUCCUGGGUUUGCCAUUUCUGCGGCCUCCACCUUUACCAGCUCAACUUGCAGUAGCAGUUACAGCCUGGACAGCGACUAUAGCAGCUUGCCUUCAGCAGGAGAAGGGCCACUUCCACAACACAAACAAGAGACAUCAGAUACCACUCAGCAACAAACUCCCAGCAGUUAUAGGAAUGUUGAUUCUCAUCUUCUCCCAGCCUCACCCAGUGAGAGAGAGAUCGCUGUUCCUGAAAUUAACUGCACCCUGUUCCUGUUAGCCGGCUAUGCCAAGUAUGGGCAACCUUAUGCCUGGAUUCGAUCCAAUCACGAGCGCCUAGUAAACGUCGGAGGAACUGAUACGCUAGUCAAAGAUACACCAAUGAAGCUGAAGUCCAUCACAGACUGGGUUUCAACAUCCCAAGGAACUCAUGUUUGGGACAUAGUGAGUGAGAUGGUGGGACUGUGCACCAUGCCGCCUCCUGACAACCCCUUCUCUUUGGACAUGAGCUACCUCCAAACCCUGUCCCUCCCAGAGCGCUUCCUGGUCACUGGGGCCCUCCUGAAUUUCCUGGAGAUGAUUGUGGUUCAGGGAAACCGAGAGGAAAUGUUCUAUGAUCUGGUUGUGGAAGAGUUGAAGCCACUGAGAAAACUUCAUUUCCAAAGCCUUUCUGAGGUCCAAAGAUUUCAGGGUAGCAACAGGACUCAUCAUUUACCCGCCAAAUGAAAAUGGACAACAACAUACAAGGGUAUUAAACUCCAAAGGAUCACUGCUUUUAUCAUUUGGGCUAAACAAUACAAUCUAGAAUUGUAAAAAUUUUAACCAUAAACUAACAUGUAUGCAUGUAUGUAUGUAUGUAUGAUAUAUAUAUAUAUA